Messenger RNA from Saccostrea echinata, 1232 nucleotides. RefSeq lists its product as uncharacterized. The transcript has 6 exons. Lineage: Eukaryota; Metazoa; Mollusca; Bivalvia; Ostreida; Ostreidae. The record is from RefSeq and is a predicted model, not a curated record. The coding region runs from base 92 to 646 and encodes 184 amino acids.
UCGUAUAAACAAAUAACUUGUCAACCGUUUGAUUGCACUUCAUGUACCGAUUCAGGCGAUUUGAAAGAGAAGCUUCUCGUUUGUAGAGAUAAUGUGGCACUACUGGUGGGCUCACUUCACCUACCAUCUUGUAAGGUGGUUCCCACGAGACAACAGAAGAAAGAUAAAUGUUGUUCUAGCUGUUUUUUCACUUGGGUUGCUGGUACCACAGUUUAUUGUCCUGCAGCAUAAACACUCUACAAGAUGGUGUCCUGCACAUCUGUUUGAAUUACUUAUUGUAUCCAUAAUUUUCACAUUCAUCUGUCAAGGAUUUUGUCUUUUAUUUAUGAUUAUGAACCCUGUACCAAGAGCUGUCAAGGUUGCAUUUCAUGUGUUUGGUAUCAUCUGUUUUGUGGAAACUCUAGUCCACAUUGCCUAUGCAACUAGCCGGUCAGCAACAGAAGAUUGUAAAUCCUCUGCAGCUCCACUCUAUUACCUCUCCUACGCAUUCGCCUGGGUUGGUGCUGCAAGUCUCAUUUUCUUCUGCCUGAUGAUACCUUUCUGGGUGAUCAAUUCAGUAAAACGUGGUUGUGUGCUGGACAUGAGGACCAGAGAGGGAUUGUGUUAUGAACCAGUAAAAUGCUGCUCCUGCAUGUGGCACAUCUAAGAAACUGUCCUGUAUUUCCCUUUGAUAAUAUUUAAGAUUUUGUAUGACUUAUUCCUGAUUGUAUAUAUAUUAUAAAACUGUACAGUAUACAUGUAUAUUUUGGAGAUUUAUGACUGUCAGGACCAAAUACAAAAAAAAUAUUGUAGCUCAUUUUGCAGAGUACUAGCAAGUUUCAAAGAAUAUUGAAGGACAAAUGUUUAUAUCUUGGUCUGUGAACCUCUAAACUUGGUCUUCAGGGAAAAAAAACAGCAACAAGAAAACAAACAAACGAUUUUUUGCAAGCAGAAGAGGUUACAUGAAAACAUUAUAGACAUUAAUGUGGACUUUCAAUGAUUUUGAAUUUUACCACAUACAAUGAGCAUAAAGUAAUUGUGAAAGAUAAUCUAUACCAUUUUGAUCUUUUUUUUUUCGUAUGUCAUGGCUUUUUACACUUUUACAUAUAUACAUUUGUACAUAUAUUUAACUUGAUUAAUUGACAUGAGUUUUACAUGAAUUUGUAUCAUCUAUCACUGUAUGUCAGCUGGUCUGGCACACACAAAUAAAGUCCAAUAUAUUGACAUUUACUUUUCAAAUGAUAUAUUAUCAC